Molecule: messenger RNA, 1295 nt
Organism: Tarenaya hassleriana
Lineage: Eukaryota; Viridiplantae; Streptophyta; Magnoliopsida; Brassicales; Cleomaceae
Product: calumenin-A
Exons: 5
Coding region: 113-1177 (354 amino acids)
Cellular component (GO): endoplasmic reticulum
Molecular function (GO): calcium ion binding
Source: RefSeq, a predicted model, not a curated record
ACUAAAGAAAGAGAGCCAUUAAGGCAAAAUCCCCUUUAUGGUUACCUUGUAAGCUCUUCAUCUUGUCCUCUCUCUCUCUCUCAGCAGAAACCCUGCCUUGGGCUGUCUGAAAAUGGCCAAGGCGGUGGUUUACACGCUCCUGUUUGCCGUUUUCGUCGUCUUUGUUAUCUUCUCCCCGAUGAAGCAACGCCCGAGUCAGUCCAUCGAAGGUCUAAUCAGCCGCCGUCUUGGCCAUAAGUUCCACCCUCCUGCCUUUGAUCCUCUGGUAACGCGGAUAGAGAGGAUGUCUUGGGAAAAAGAAGCAUCUCCGAGCAAUGGCACCAUCCAUGUGGAUGCCGCAGCUAGGGUUUCUGCCGAGGAAGAUAUGUUUGAAGAGUAUUUUGCCGAGGAGGGAAAGGUAAACACGACGAUGAGGAUCAAGUUCUUGUUUCCAUUGUUAGACGCAGCGCCAAGAGACGGGUUUGUGAGCUUGAAAGAGCUUCAGACAUGGAUGAUGCAACAGACAGAAGACAACAUGGGUUACAGAACAGCCAAAGAACUCGACUUGCGCGAUAAAGACAGAGACGGAUCCAUAAGUUUCGAAGAGUAUUUGCCUCAGUUCUCGAAAGAAGAUAUCGAGAGGAACGAGAAGGGUCACGGAGAAGCUGGUUGGUGGAAGGAUCAGUUCAAGAAUGCAGAUUUCGAUCACAAUGGAUCUCUCGACAUAGAGGAAUUCAACAAUUUCUUACACCCGGAAGAUAGCAGAAACGGAGAUAUCCAGAGAUGGGUUCUGAAAGAGCGGAUAACGGGAAUGGACAAGAGCGGUGAUGGUAAGCUGGACUAUAAGGAGUUUCUGGAGAGCGCGUACGAAAUGUACAGGGAGUUUGCAAAGUUCGAGACAGAGACAGAGGAUGAUCAUGUUCCGACAGCACAACUCCUGUUUGCAGAGCUCGACAAGGACAAGGACAGGUUCCUCGUAGCCGAUGAACUCAGACCCAUCGUCCGAUAUCUUCAACCCGGUGAAAUGAGUUACGCUAAAUACUACUCUUCGUUUCUCUUCCACGAGGCUGAUGAUGAUAAAGAUGGUAAACUUUCGUUGGAUGAGAUGUUGAACCACGAAGAUGUGUUUUACAAAGCUGUUCAUCAGGACGAUGACGAUGACGACGACGAGGAAGACGAUGAUCAUGACGAACUCUAGAUUUCGAACUAUGGAGUUUGAUUAUUUUUUUUGGAGAUACAAAAAAAAAAACAAGUGUUUGUAGCUAUAGAUAUGUAAUGGUUACUACUACAAUUCAUCCUUGGCUUACAUUCGUUUC